GCCUCCACGCCCUGAAAUCCUAAAAACACAAGCGCGAGUUCGCUGUCUCUGUCCCCGGCUCACUCCCGGGCGAUCCUCUCCAUGGAAUAUCCACGCAAGCGCAGCUCCGACUGGUUUUCCAUCCUCCUUGCCUUGCGCUCUCUCGCGUCCACGUAGCACGAAGCACGAACCUGACGUCAGACUCCGGGCACCGCGACGAGGACAGCGAGCAGUCUCGUGCGCGCGCGCGAACAAGGACAGAAGACUGAAGAAGUCGAGCGAGCGAAAGAGAGAGACAGAAGAGAGAAUCGGCGCCGCCGCCGCGCGUUGCUCGAGUAUAUGGUAGUAUAGUAUAGUCGUACACAGUGUCUCGAGGAACGGACAGACGGACGUACACGGGCGUACAGUACAGCGAGACGGGGGCACGACCGCGACCUGCAGCUCAGCCCUGCUUGGCUUCUCUUCGGAAUUCACCUGUGCAGUGCGCCGCAGCUAUAUAUAUAUAUAUAUUACACGUAUAUAACAAUACUUGCGCCGUGCGAGUCCAAGUGUGCGGAGAAUAAACGGUGUAGAGAUCCUCGCGGAUGGUGCGCCUGGCAGUCGUGCAUAGCCACAACUCGAUGAACUCGAUGAGCGGCAGGUGAGCCGCUCGCGGCCGCGGACGACGAGAUAAGGAACGACGACUACGAGAACGCGUACACCUAACCCCCAAAAAUCUCGAGCGAGCGAGUGGAACGAGAUAAGGAGGGCUGUGCGCACCGAUGUAGCCGCUGCCCCUCGAUGCUUCAGCGAGGAUCUUCGAGCCAUCGACACUGCUAAACGGGACGAUAACAUAUAAGAUACGAGGCUCCGAGUUGUGCUGUACAGUACAGUGUGUUGGUGCGUGUGCGAUUAUUAUUAUGCCUCCGGUCGCCGAUCGGCCAGUAGUAACGGCCUGAGAGGAUUUUCGGCGCGAGCGCGCCUCUGUAGGUCCCGUAUAUAUGUGUGUUUGUGUAGGUGCGCGGCGGAGGGCGGAACAAGAAGACGAAGAAGAAGGAGGCAGCGAAGAGGAAGAGGCAUCAGGAGGAGUAGUAUAGUAGUAGCAGCCGUACUCGGCAUUAGCUGCAGUAGUGUGUGGAAGGCCGUCGCCGCCGACUGCCGCGGCCGCUGCAGGACGGGCUGUUGAAAACGCGUGCGGUGUGCUCCGACGACAAGAUAUACAUAAAUAUACCAUAACGACGACGUGCGAGGAAGCAACAGCGCGAGCGUGUGUGUGCGCGUGCAAGUGUGUGCGUGAGAGAGUGUAUUUUAAUCGACGUAAGGUGUGCAAUAAUGUUUCGCUGCAUCCCGAUCUUCAAAGGCUGUAACAGGCAGGUGGAAUACGUGGACAAGCGUCACUGCUCGCUGCCCAGUGUCCCGGACGACAUCCUCAGGUAUUCGCGCAGCCUCGAGGAACUCCUGCUCGACGCCAAUCACAUCCGCGACCUGCCCAAGAAUUUUUUUCGACUCACGAGGCUGCGAAAGCUCGGAUUAAGCGACAAUGAACUCCACCGGCUGCCUCCCGACAUCCAGAACUUCGAGAACCUCGUCGAGCUCGACGUCUCUCGCAACGACAUACCAGAAAUACCGGAGAACAUCAAAAACUUGCGUUCCCUACAAGUCGCCGACUUCAGCAGCAAUCCCAUACCCAGGCUUCCAUCCGGAUUCGUGGAGCUGAGGAAUUUGACAGUCCUUGGGCUCAACGAUAUGUCGCUACAGCAGUUGCCGCCAAAUUUUGGGGGACUCGAAGCGUUACAGUCGCUGGAGCUCAGGGAAAACUUGCUCAAGACAUUACCCGACAGUCUUUCGCAGCUGAAAAAGUUGGAGAGGCUAGACCUUGGGGAUAAUAUCAUCGAAGAAUUGCCACCACACAUAGGCAAGCUGCCAUCUCUGCAGGAGCUCUGGCUGGACAGCAACCAGUUGCAGCACCUGCCGCCAGAAAUUGGUCAGCUCAAAAGCCUCGUGUGCCUCGACGUCUCGGAGAAUCGACUCGAGGAUCUGCCUGAAGAGAUCAGCGGCCUCGAGUCCCUCACGGAUCUCCACCUCUCGCAGAAUGUUAUCGAGAAACUGCCGGAAGGUCUGGGCGACCUCAUAAAUCUCACGAUAUUAAAAGUCGAUCAGAACAGGCUGUCGGUGCUAACCCACAAUGUCGGCAACUGCGUCAACCUCCAGGAGCUCAUUCUUACGGAAAACUUCCUGCUGGAACUGCCUGUGUCGAUAGGCAACCUCGUCAACCUCAACAACCUCAACGUCGAUAGGAAUAGCUUACAGUCGUUGCCAACGGAAAUUGGCAAUUUGAAAAAGCUCGGCGUCCUUUCGCUCCGAGACAACAAGCUGCAGUAUCUGCCAACGGAAGUCGGCCAGUGCACCGAUCUCCACGUACUCGACGUCUCCGGUAAUAGACUGCAGUAUCUGCCGUAUUCUCUGAUAAAUCUGAAUUUGAAGGCGGUAUGGCUGAGCGAGAACCAGGCGCAGCCGAUGCUCACCUUUCAGACCGACGUCGACGAGGAGACCGGCCAAGAAGUGCUCACGUGCUUUCUCUUACCCCAGCUCGAAUAUCACAACGACGAGAGCUCGAGGCUCGGGAUGAUGGUCGGCACAAGCGGACUUCGCAACAAUGUAGCCGCAAUGACCGGCCCGGGUGGCGAGAUGCGCGAGGUCGGCGGUGGCAGCAGCGACGAGGAGAACUGGUCGGAACGCGAGCAGUCCCGAACUCACAGCGUCAAAUUCUCGGACGAACCGCCUGAGGGCGACAAGGAGACUCCGUUCGUGAGACAGAACACUCCUCAUCCGAAAGAGCUCAAAGCGAAAGCUCACAAGCUCUUUAGCAAGGGAAAGAACGACAGUCGUUCUACGUCCGCGGAGGAACAGGAUGUCUCGCAAGCGUUCGGCCUGGACAAGCUCGAGCAGACGCAGCAGCAGGAGAUGUCGAUGACGAUGCAACAGGAGCCACCACCGCCCCCGCUGGAUCAGAACAGUCGCUCGUUCAUACAGCACGAGGCAGAGGCCUCAUCGAAGCCGGCAUCGGAAGCAGCGAACGGCAGUUCCGGUGCACCUGCUGCCGCCACAGUCGCGAUCACCAAGCCAGAGGCCAUAGGUGACGCGGAGAUGGACGAGUCGGUAACGGGUGCGAGGUUUAGGUGUAAUGACGAUGACGAUGACAAGCACGACGAUAUCGAUGGCGUGGAGUCGGAGGGCGAGGAGACCCAAAGGCAUGUCGAUUUUGCUAUAACCGAGGACGCCGAUUACGAGGGUGGGGGUGAAUCCGGCAAGCCCAACAGGCUUCAUCGCCGGGACACCCCGCACCACUUGAAAAACAAGCGUAUUCACGGCUCGAUCGACAAGGAUAAGGUCGCUUCCAUCAUCGCUCAGGCGUUGAUGAAAAAGACCGACGAGUCGACGACGACGACGACGACGCCAGCACAGACUACGGGAGCAGCCACGUAUCCGCCUUACGCCGAGUCCAUUGAAAACGUCGACGGACACAGUCAAGGUGCAUUGUCGGACACGGAGCCGUCGAUAGAGAUCCGCGAGGAGCAGUACGAGAUUCAUAUCGAACGAACGACAGGAGGACUGGGACUGUCGAUAGCCGGAGGAAUAGGCUCCACGCCCUUCAAAGGCGAUGACGAGGGCAUUUUUAUCUCUAGGGUAACAGAAGGUGGGCCGGCCGAUUUAGCGGGUCUGAGAGUAGGCGACAAAGUACUCUCCGUCAACGGUAUAUCGGUCGUAAAUGUCGACCAUUACGACGCUGUUGAGGUCUUGAAAGCUUGCGGUCGCGUCCUCGUCCUGGUGAUUCUCCGAGAAGUAACGAGAAUAGUCCCGCCUUCAGAACAGAUGUCUAUCAGAAAAGACUCGGUUUGUUCAAGUAUGAGCACUAGCCGAGCACCCAGCGCGACAUCUUACGUAUCCUCGACUACGCUUUCCCAUAAUCUCGAGAACGGUGAUGCCGAUGAAACGAUAAAGAGAAAAAUCCCCGAACCUUUGUCUGCCGUCAAGCAACAAGCUGCAGACCCACUGGUGCCCGUCUUAGUACACACGACGUUGAUCAGAGAUCAAAAUGGGCUAGGUUUUAGUAUAGCCGGAGGUAAAGGAUCGCCUCCGUAUAAACCCAACAGUGAUGCUAUUUUUAUUUCGAGGAUAACUGAUGGCGGUGUUGCCCAGAGGGAUGGAAAACUGUGCAUCGGCGACAAAGUAGUAUCGAUUAACGGUGUAGAAAUGACGGAUGCGCGACACGAGCAAGCUGUUACUUUACUUACCGGUUUGGAAAGAUUCGUUCGAUUGGUGGUCGAGCGGGAGAUUCCUCUAUCUCAGGCGAAUCCUGCUAACUUAACACCUUCAGAGAAGUCGCCCCUUGUCAUCGGAACGCCCAAGCCCUACACCGGCCUCUAUAGCGCAAACAGUUACAUGGCUAAUCGACCAGGCUACAGCGCCUUCCGUCGCUCGAUCGACGCGGAUAAAAUUCUGUCGCCCAGUCCUACUUCCAAAACUCCACCAUCCUCGAAAACCACCGAGGUGUCAACGACUCCACCUGUCAACGGCAUUGCUCGCAUGAAUGGUCAAGUUAGCGAUGAGCUCAAAAAGUCGGCCACAACAAACACGACACCACCUCCGCAGCCAGCUCCUCGGCAGAGCAUCAAUCAGCAACAACAGCCAGCGGCUAGACCAACCUCGCAACCACCAGCACCACCUUCGGCAACGACGUCUCCGACGCCGACGGCGACACCCACGCCCGGGGCUGGCGAAGAGAAGGCGAUGGCGGACACGCAAGAGGACAUUCAGGUACCGAAGCCAAUCACCAACGAGGAAUUUCAGGCCAUGAUCCCCGCUCACUUCCUUCGACCCUCGACAAAUUCCUCGCCCUCGCCAGAUUCCUCCCAAAAGGGGUCUACCGUCACUGUGACGAUCAAGCAGCCCGAUGGCCUGCCCGGGGAUGUUAGUUUCCCUCCGGCUCCGACGACUAUUGGUAAAGUUACGGAAACCAUCACAAAGAGCACUCUCACGGAGACUGUUGUGACGCGCGUCACCGACAACCAGCUGGUGAGGCCGGUCAUAAUCGAGGACGUCAUCCUCAUUAAGGAAGGAUCUCUGGGCUUUAGUAUCAUUGGAGGAACUGAUCAUUCCUGUACACCAUUCGGAGCUAAAGAACCAGGAAUUUUUAUUUCUCACGUUGUUCCUGGUGGAAUUGCUGCUAAGUCUGGAAAGUUGCGAAUGGGCGAUAGAAUAUUAAAGGUUAAUGGAACUGAUAUAACCAAAGCAACACAUCAAGAGGCUGUGAUGGAAUUACUUCGACCAGGAGAUCAGAUUAUAUUAACUGUUCAACACGAUCCACUACCAGAAAAUUAUCAGGAACUUGUAAUAAUAAAAGAACCUGGUGAAAAAUUGGGUAUGCACAUCAAAGGUGGACUAAAGGGACAACGAGGGAAUCCUCUUGACAAUAUGGAUGAAGGAGUUUUUAUUUCUAAAAUUAACUCCGGUGGGGCAGCUAAACGUGACGGCAGGCUAAAGGUUGGAAUGCGACUGUUAGAGGUUAAUGGUACAUCAAUUCUCGGUGCAACUCACCAAGAAGCCGUAAAUAUUUUACGCAGUUCUGGAAACAUAAUCACACUUGUUGUAUGUAAAGGAUAUGAUAAAAAUGAGAUCGAACAAAACUUAUCGAUAUCGGGAAGGGAAUCGAAAGAGUCCAAGACAUCAUCUAAAGAAUCAAAGGACACUAUUACAGUCGAUGAUGCCAAAUCUUUGUCGCAGAGUGUUUCUAGUCUUGAUAGAGACGACGAAGAAGCAGCUACUUUACGUCAAGAACAAGAAAUGAAAGCAGAAUUGGUCGCUUGGGAAAAAGAAGAAAGAGAACGAGCGUUACUCGAACAUAGAGAAAAAGCUGAAAAAACAGUUCCCGAUAAGCUUUUGGAUUUCGUGAAAGCGGCAGAUGCGUUAGUUAGUAAGCCUAACAGCCCAGUCGAUUGUAUCAGUCCGAUUCCUCCAAAAUCUCCUGGUGGAACUAAAGACUUAAAAACAACAACUAUAGUUAUGAGCAAACACACACUAGCUCCACAAAGCCCCCCGCCAACGCCUGUGAGCUUGACGCCAGGCCCGAGAGACGACAGCUACGGCACAUCGGUAGACAGUCCUACGCCGCCGUAUCAGCAACAGCAGCAACAGCCAAAGCCGCGCAAGUCGGCCCUCGUCAGCUCGACCAGCCUACCGCCGCAGCCGAGCCCGCCGACGAGCACCUGUUCCGUAUCCUCCCAGACCCUUCCCUCCCCGAAGAAGAAGCGCGGCAUCAGCUUCGCGAGUCUGCCUUCGCCCUACCGGUCCAAGUCCUCGAGCAGCGGCGACGUCUCGCAGUCCGGUCGAGCUGGCACCGGCUACAGGGUCAGCCCGACUCCGGAGCAGUGUACCCUCAGCUCGGGCUCGCCGCGCUUCAAGCUACCUCCCACACCCCUGACCAGUCCCGACAUGACGAUCGUCGGCGAGGUGCACGGCCCCGGCGAGGGCUGCCCCGAUAACGCCGCGGCUGAUACUGCCUACCUUACUAGACGACAGAUCGCACGCUCUGUCGUCCCUGAGACUUACCGAGGUUUUGGUACUACUAGGUUUGAGCCGCCGUCAACUCCAUCGCCGACACCAGCACCGGCCAAACUGUCGGUUAGCGACAGAAAGCGGCUGUUCGAGAAUGCCAUGGAGGAACAUUUGAAGCCUUCUCCAAAACCAGACAAAGUCUUUAGCUUCUUGAGCCAGGACGAAGUGGAAAAAUUGAAGCAAGAAGAGGAAAAAAAAAUCGCAACCCUUACGAGAGACGAAUUGAAAUCCUGGGCGCAGAUGGACGAAAACGAAGGUUUGGACGACGAAGAACCCAUAGAAGAGCAGGACAACAGGAGACCAAAUAGUCGAUUGAGCUCGCGAACGGGGAUUUCGACUCUUCAAAAUGUACCUAGUAUAGUAAGGACAGCAAAAGCCGAACGACGACUCAAAGAAAGAAUGAUUCAAGAGGGUCUGCUUUCCGAUGAAGAUGAUGAGAGCCACUUGACACCCGCUGAACAGAGAGCCCUUCGGGCAGAGAAAAGGGCAGCCUGGAGGCAAGCUCGAUUGAAAUCUCUCGAACAAGACGCUCUGCAAGCACAGUUAGUGAUAAAGAAAAUGAGCGAGAUGAUGGAUACGUCGGCAAAGUUGGAAAGCGCAAAAGAUAAUGUGGAUCACACUGAACCAGCACCUGAAGGGGAGAAAGUGACGGAGUUUGCUACAUUAAGGCCGUCUAGCGCGGAUUUCCCAAAGCUUGCUGUACGCAGCAAGCUGGGUCCUUCCAAAGCUGUGCGCGAGUCCGAGAAAAUAGUCGACGAAAAAGUGACUCGGCGCACCGAGGAGUACGUUGACGAGGCGACCGGCGAGCGCCGCGUACGAACAGUCGAAUACGUCGAGAAGCUGAUCGAACGCGAGGUUGAAACGCUUCGCGAGAAGAUCAUCUCUCUGGAACUGAGCAAUCCUGAGGAGGAGCUAGAGAGUGUAACGGGCACAGGGGCUAGCGACGCAGAGAGUGAAAGCGAAGAGCCAUCAAGUUCAGCCGUCGACACUCCAAGUACUGAACAAAGUGAGAGUACCUUCGCCGACGCCGUAAGCAUUGUCCAAGCAACCAGCCAACAGACGAUCUCACCGUCCACAACGAUGACGACGACAAUUACCGAAGACAAUAACGGCGUUGAGAACAAAAACGAUGAUGAAGAGGACGCAAGCACGGAGCAGAACAACGCCUCCUCCGCGACGGGUAACAACAACAACAAGAAAAAGAAGCGGAAACGCUCGAAGAAGGGUCGUCACUGAUCAUAAAACGACCACCACCGAGUAUUAAAGAGAUAAAGGAAGAGAUAAUCGCCAAUCCGCCCCUCCUCUACGAAGAGUAUUCGUCUUUUAUUUUUAAUCAUUAAUGCGUUGUACUCUUUAAAACGACUCCUCAUGCUUGACGCAGUGGAGUGUAAAAGAGCUUAUACAUACGUCCGAUAUAUAUAUAUAUAUAUAUAUAUAUAUAUAUAUUGCACUUUCUAUCCUGCCAUUAAGUAUUUACGAUCUUAGCGGGUAUUAUAGUCUUUAAAAAAAAACAGACGAUGAAAAUGUGGGACGAUCAUUAAUUUGUCAAAUCAAAAUGAAAGUAUUUUCUACUCGAUGUUUAAGUAUACGUCUAUAUGUGAUAAGUGCGAAUCGGAUGUAAACAUUCCUUUUAUCCUCGGUGUCGCGCCCGCCUCAGGCAUAUAUUCAUGUACGACUAGUUGGCUCGUUUAUAAUCAUGACUCGAAUUUUUUUUUCGUUUACUUUCUAUUUCUUUUUAAGACACUUUAUAAACACACGUGCAGCAAAGAUUUUUCUUAAUUCAAUCAUGUAGUAUAACACGUUGGUGAAAACAACAACAACAAUAAUAAUGAUAAUAAUAAUAAUCAUAAUCAUAAAAAUAAUAAUUAUAGUAGUAAUAAUAAUAACAAUAGAUAAAAGAACAGGAAGGUGUAAAGUUAUUUUGCUUUUGUCAGCUUGAGGGAUUAAGGUGAGAAAAUACGCUUCAGAAAGCUUGAGCCUUUUUUGCUACAAGCUUAUUUUACAAUUGUUGUUUUAUAACCUUGCAUUGCUAUCUUUCAUUCUUACACGUUUCUUGUUUUUUCAAGAUAUUUUUAUUAAAAAAUUAUGGCAGGACUGCAAAAUACUUUUAUCUUUUAACGUAAGAAAAUUCGGUACUACUUAUUUGCAAAGUCAUUAGUUAGAUAGAUAAAAAAACUUACGGUGUUAUAUUAUGUGUUUUAUUUCACAUAAUUGGCUAUAGAGAAAUAAAGUGUAAAUUAUAUUUUACAGUUGAGUAGUUAGAAUAUAAAAAGUUUUUAAUAAAAUUGUAGGUUUUUUACGCGCUUAUUGUCACACGUUUUUAGUGUAUUCUAUUUAUUUUAUCUAAUCGUUAGAAAAUCAUCGAAAUGAUUUUGAUUUUCUUCGUUCACAUUUUUUGUUGGAUAGUAGCAUUAUCGUGCAGGCGUCAUUCUAAUUUCAGCAAUAAAAAAUGAAAUGCAAAUAUUGUUACUGCUUGCGUAAUGUGGGACCAAUAUCUCAAAAGGACAUAGGUCAAACGCAAAACUUCAUUCCUGCUCUUUUUUAUGAUAUACUUAGUAUAAUAUUAUGCAUUUCCUCUCUUCUUUGCUGUGGAUAAAAUUCAAAAUUUUAAAUAAUAACCUAAUGUCAAUACACGCUCGCAAUGAUCCUUCAAGUAUGUAUAAAUGUAAGCGUGAAUAAUAAGCUACAAAAAGAAUUGACAAGUAUGAUAGUUUUCUGGAGAUAUUUCUGAUAAAGAAUCCAAACGAAUGCUUAUGUAUGCUACAAAACAAAAAUUAAUCUACAUGGUAAUUAACUAGCCUGUCGACUGAAUCUCAAGAACGAACGAAUGAUAGAAUUUUUACGAGGUGUAUUUUCAUUUGUCAACAUCUGUUUACCUUAGUUUAUAAUGUUAAUAUGAUGCGCUCAGAUUUUGUUUAUCCGAUCAGUUGAGAUGAUUUUCUUUUUCUUUUUUAUAAAAAAUAAAUGCAAAGAUUUAUAUGAAAAAAUAUUGAUUAAUAUUGUCUAUUUACUAUUCAAUCAACACGACAGCUUUGAUAUGCGACUGAUAAGCGAGCGACGAUGUAAGAAUUUGUUGUUGAAUUAGAAGUGUUUAAGUAUUUAGAUUGAAAAGCAUAUAUUUAUUACAAACAACUGUAUUCUUUACUAAGCAAUAUUUAUACGUUUUAUAAUCCUACACAUGUGUAUUUGUAAGGAAAACUUAUGCAGAUAAACAUACAUUUAUUUUAAAAGAAAAA
Molecule: messenger RNA, 9809 nt
Organism: Nasonia vitripennis (jewel wasp)
Lineage: Eukaryota; Metazoa; Arthropoda; Insecta; Hymenoptera; Pteromalidae
Gene: scrib
Product: protein lap4
Exons: 30
Coding region: 1291-7809 (2172 amino acids)
Biological process (GO): neurotransmitter receptor transport, endosome to postsynaptic membrane; neurotransmitter receptor transport postsynaptic membrane to endosome
Cellular component (GO): adherens junction; postsynaptic membrane; postsynaptic density
Molecular function (GO): protein binding
Source: RefSeq, a predicted model, not a curated record